This is a messenger RNA of Rotaria sordida, 939 nucleotides long. The record is from the annotation of a GenBank genome assembly. NCBI's taxonomy places the organism in Eukaryota, Metazoa, Rotifera, Eurotatoria, Philodinida, Philodinidae.
AUGCCAUCAUCUGCAGUUAUUCGAGUUCAACAGCAACAAGGAUUAGUUACUCAAAAUAAUCAUCCAAAUUUAAAUAGUGAAAAAAAUACAAUAAGCAUGUUUCGUUUAUUUCUUCGUGCGUUUGACUAUAUUUAUUUUAUAAACACAAAAAUCUUCUUUUAUUUUUUGUUAAUGUUCAAACGAUUAUUAAGAUUUUUUUUUGGGGUCUGGACAUUUAUAUUUGUUACUUUGCGUGGAUCAAAGAAAAAACUUAUUCAAUUUCAAUCUGUUAAAUAUUAUAAUUGUCCUCUUCAACCAUUAUCUCUUCAUAGAUUACAUUUUCUUCCUAAAAAAAUCUUAGUAUUAGAUUUGGAUGAAACAUUAAUACAUUCACAUCACGAUGGUCUUUCACGGGUUGUUACUGUUAAACCAACAGGACCACCUGAUUUUAUAGUUCGUGUUGAAAUUGAACGACAUCCAGUUCGAUUUUUCGUUUAUAAACGACCACAUGUGGAUUAUUUUCUUGAAACAGUGAGUCAAUGGUAUGACCUUGUUGUAUUUACAGCAUCUAUGGAAAUUUAUGGUGCAGCUGUAACUGAAAGAUUAGAUAAUAAUCGAAAUAUUCUUUCACGACGAUAUUUUAGACAACAUUGUACACUUGAAUUUGGCGCAUAUUCAAAAGAUUUAGCUGUUGUUAAUAAUGAUCUUUCACGGAUAUUUAUUUUAGACAAUAGUCCUAUUGCUUAUCGUUCUUAUCCAUUAAAUGCAAUACCCAUUAAGUCAUGGUUCUUUGAUCCAACAGAUACAUGUUUAUUAGCCUUACUUCCAUUUCUUGAUGCAUUAAGAUUUUGUCGUGAUGUUCGAUCAGUAUUAGGAAUGAACUUACAUUUACAUCAGAAUUUAAUGGUGACAAGUACAACUGGAUUCACUACACAAGUUGUUCCGUCAUCAGCGCGAUAA